Messenger RNA from Tachyglossus aculeatus (Australian echidna), 2039 nucleotides. It is a transcript of the gene MON1A, whose product is annotated as MON1 homolog A, secretory trafficking associated. The record is from RefSeq and is a predicted model, not a curated record. The transcript is spliced from 6 exons. Bases 186 to 1814 code for a protein of 542 amino acids. Lineage: Eukaryota; Metazoa; Chordata; Mammalia; Monotremata; Tachyglossidae. Gene Ontology annotation, biological process: vesicle-mediated transport; protein targeting to vacuole.
CCAUGUCCUGCAUUUGGAGGGGUAAAGGCCUCCAGAGGCGGGAGCCCCUCCCCCUCCGGUCUGGCCCCGCCCGGGCACCGCUGCUGCACUCCCAGGAACCCAGCUCAUAGCUGCGACCCGUUGGCAUAUUCCUUGUGGGCCUCGCCGGGGAACGGAGAGCCAACAGAGGGCUCGACCGUGCUAGCAUGAUGCCUGCCGAUGUCCACAAGAAGAAAAGCUGGGACGUUUCCAAUGGUUCUUUGAUGCCUUCUGAUGGGCAGCACAUGGAGAGGUCUGAGAGCCCCACUCCGGGGCUGGCCCAGGGAACUGAGCCAGGGGCUGGCCAGGAGGGUGCCAUGUUUGUUCAUGCCCGCUCCUAUGAGGACCUGACAGCAUCGGAGGAGGGGGAGGACUGUGCAGGGAGCCCAGAGGAGAAAGAUGGGGCCCAGGCUCACCUGACAGACAUGCAGCAGAUCAGCAAAGAUUUCAGCGAAUUGAGCACCCAGCUGACGGGGGUGGCACGAGACGUGGAAGAGGAGAUGCGGCCGGGUCCAGAGGAGCCCUCCGACUUCCUGGGAGAGGAGGCCAGGGAAGAGGAGGAAGAGGCAAUGGAGGCCUGGCGGCAGCACCAAAAACACAUCUUCGUGCUGAGUGAGGCAGGCAAGCCGGUGUACUCCCGCUAUGGGUCAGAGGAGGCCCUGUCCAGCACCAUGGGGGUCAUGGUGGCCUUGGUGUCCUUCCUGGAGGCCGACAAGAAUGCCAUCCGCUCCAUCCACGCAGAUGGCUACAAAGUAGUAUUUGUGCGCCGGAGCCCCCUGGUGCUAGUCGCCGUGGCCCGGACCCGCCAGUCAGAGCAGGAGAUCGCCCAGGAACUGCUGUACAUCUAUUACCAAAUACUCAGCCUGCUGACCUGGACGCAGCUGAACCACAUUUUCCAGCAGAAGCAGAACUAUGACCUGCGGCGUCUGCUCUCUGGCUCGGAGCGCAUCACCGACAACCUGCUGCAGCUCAUGGCCCGGGACCCCAGUUUCCUGAUGAGUGCUGCCCGCUGCUUGCCCCUGGCAGCCAGCGUGAGGGACACCGUCAGUGCCAGCCUGCAGCAGGCCCGGGCCAAGAGCCUGGUCUUCUCCAUCCUCCUGUCCAGGAACCAGCUGGUGUCCCUGGUCAGGAAGAAGGACCAGUUCCUCCACCCCAUCGACCUCCACCUGCUCUUUAACCUCAUCAGCUCCUCCUCCUCCUUCAGGGAGGGUGAAGCUUGGACGCCUAUCUGCUUGCCCAAGUUCAAUUCCAGCGGCUUCUUCCACGCCCACAUAUCCUACCUGGAGCCAGACACGGACCUGUGCCUUCUCCUGGUCUCCACCGACCGCGAGGACUUCUUCACAGUCUCAGAUUGCCGCCGCCGCUUCCAGGAGCGGCUGAGGAAGCGAGGGGUCUAUCAUGCUUUGCGGGAGGCCCUGCGCACCCCAUACUACAGUGUGGCCCAAGUGGGCAUCCCUGAGUUGCGCCACUUUAUCUACAAGUCCAAGAGUUCUGGGCUCUUCACCAGCCCAGAAAUCGAGGCCCCAUACGUGAGUGAAGAGGAGCAGGAACGCCUUCUGGGGCUGUACCAGUACCUGCACAGUCGGGCCCACAAUGCCUCCCGCCCCCUCAAGACCAUUUACUACACUGGGCCCAAUGAGAACCUCGUGGCUUUGGUGACUGGAGCCUUUGAGCUCUAUAUGUGCUACAGCCCCUUGGGGACCAAGGCCUCAGCUGUCAGCGCCAUCAACAAGCUCAUGCGUUGGAUCCGGAAGGAGGAGGACCGACUCUUCAUUCUGACGCCGCUGACAUACUGAGGGCUGGGGCUGCCAACAGGCUCUGAGACCUGCCUCUGGCUCCGUUCCUCCCUCUCUUUGGGUCUCACCAGGUGGCCCUUCCUUGAGAAUGUGCAUGGUGGAGAGGUGGCAGAACCCCCAUGUAUCUGUCCCCCAUACUUGGGACAAGAGAGGGAGAGGGUCUAGGGAAGUGGUUUUUCUGGGCAGCCCCAGGAUUCUUAUUUGCAUUAAAUAGUAGGUGGAAAG